Messenger RNA from Ectocarpus sp. CCAP 1310/34, 2968 nucleotides. The record is from the annotation of a GenBank genome assembly. Lineage: Eukaryota; Phaeophyceae; Ectocarpales; Ectocarpaceae.
CUCGCGCUGUCAGCAGCCGGGUUGAACGGGAAGCUGGUGUCUCGUUCGAUCUAUUCGCCAACGGAAGUAGGUGAACAUCAGGUCGAAGGACGACGUGGAGGGCAACGCACAACGCCAAACCAUGGGACAGGACAAAGUGAAAGAUAUCACCGCAGGGGAGGUGGCGGAAGCACCGGCGGCGGAGCCAAGCACAACAGCAGGUAAAGGGGUCGACAGCAGUAGCGACGGCCAGCCAUCGGCGGCCCCGCCAGCACCGCCGACGCAAGGAGACUCGGACAGCGGGAAAGAUUCGUCUGCGUCGUCGUCUUCCGAGAAGAACCCGUUCGAUCAGUACUACGCUCAGCUCACCCACCAGCAGAACAUGCUUCAGGACAGCGUGAGGGUGACGGCUUACCAGAGAGCGAUUUCGGAGAACCGCGCAGAUUUCAAGGGGAAAGUGGUGCUGGACGUGGGGACGGGGAGCGGGAUCCUGGCCUUCUUUGCGGCGCAGGCCGGUGCGCGGAGGGUUUACGCCGUGGAGGCCAGCGACGUCGCUGAGGCGGCACAGGAACUGGUAGACGCAAACGACAUGUCGUCCAUCAUCAAGGUUAUCAAGGGGAAAGUGGAGGAGAUCGAGCUUCCCGAGAAGGUUGACGUCAUCGUGUCUGAACCCAUCGGGUUCCUGCUGGUUCACGAGCGCAUGCUGGAGUGCUACGUGAACGCCCGGAAACGGUUCUUGAAGCCGGGGGGGAAGAUGCUGCCCACGCUGGGGGAGAUCGUGACGGCCCCCAUAACCGACGAGACGCUUCACCAGGAGCAGGCGCUCAAGGCCUCCUUUUGGGAAUCCCAGAACUACUACGGGGUCGACCUAUCCAUCUUGCGCCAGAAAGGCCUGGCGGAACACUUCGGACAGCCGGUAGUCGGCUACUUCUACCCCACGAGCAUCAUCUCGCACGACCGGGGCAGGCAUUUGGUCGACUUCGCCAAGGUCUCCACCGACGAGCUUGUUAAUUUUACGGUGCCCCUCAGGUUUUCCGUGACGAAGACGUCGCUGUGCCACGGGCUUGGCUGCUGGUUCGACUUGACCUUCCGCGGCAGCGGGUCGGUCGUCACGCUGUCCACGGCUCCGGAGGCCCCGCAGACUCACUGGUACCAGUGCCGCCUCAUGCUCGAGACCCCUCUCGCUGUUAACGCCACCCAGGUGGUGACCGGGGAGCUCGUUUUCGAGGCCAACGAAAAGCACAGCUACUUCAUCACGAUGACGCUCCGGCUGGAGGGCACGGAGAUUUCGUCGACACAGCGCAUCAACCUGCAGGACCAGAUGUACCACUACCUCACCAACCCUUCCUCCGCUGGCCAGGCGUGAUCAAAUGAUCGCUUCCUUGCUUUGAUGGUCGACCGAUGUGCCGAUCGAUGCGCCGAACUGGUGAUCGAUGUGCGGAAUUGGUGAUGGAUGGGCCGAAUUGGCGAUCGAUGUGCCGAAUUGGUUCGGUUUCGGGGGCCAACGACACACAGUUUUGGUGGAGAGGUGCUUUCUCGUGGUGUGUCUCGAAUUGUCGAACGCCGUUCAUUGCGUAGGCGGUGCUCGUUCAGUGGUAGCUGGCGAGAGGUCGUUCCCGCGCACGCCCCCUGGGGGGAUACGCCUGGUUUGGGGGGCGAGAUUAUGGUAGGGUUUGGUUUGAUGGUUGUCGAUUGUGUCCCUUCACCGACGGCUCUCUGCGAGGCGUUAGCCCUCGAUUCAUGACGGGGGGGUGUUCUGGAGCUUGUCGGUACGCAGCGGUGGGAACAGGGUCGUUUGGUGAGUUGUGGGACAAAAAGGGGACAACAGAUUUUGUCUCCCAUUAGUAGAGCUUCCGCUGUUGGCUAGGAACGGGCCAGCGCUGUUGUUGGCGUAGAGAACAUCACCAUCACCUGUACCGCUCAUUGUAGAAAACAAGGGAUAUCACAGCCCCCUGUCUCCUCCGACUGGUGCCUCCCAAGUCUUUAUUUUUUGUUUUCCUUUUUGUCCCUGUUGCUGGACUUUUGGGCCUGCCGAGAUUUAACAUUUAACUGUGUGUGUGUUUCGCGUCACUUGUUUGUGUGCUACGUGUCGCCAGAGGUGGACUGUCGCAAGUGAUCGCAGUGAGUUCCAUGUCCCGGGGCCAGCCGCGGUGUGUCAUUGUUCCAGUAUGUAGUGUUCACGCCUCCAGCGCACGCUCGGUUCUGUUUGGAUGGCUUCUCCGUCGUAUAACCCAUCGUGUCUUUUUCGGAGAUAAAAACGAAGUAUUGUUUUGUCGUGGACGCACGAGGAGAAAGUGUGUGUGGGGGUAUUGUCUGCGUUAAUUUUCUUUCGGCCUCGACAAGUUGUAUUGUGCUGAUUGCCUUGAAAACUUCAGCAAUGGUGGGGGGUACUCGGGUGGCACGGUGCGUUAGCGUGAUGAAGUAGAGUGAGUGGUUGCUCUUGAAUUUCCAGGAACUGCCCUCGUAGAGAAUCUACAGCGUAGAUCUGUUUUGUUUGUGCAUGUGGUGCUCGAAAUUGACACCGACCGCGGUCUGUAGUAGCCCGCUGUCCUUUUUUGAUAUCCAAUGAAUCGCGAACACGGUUGCUACAUAGAUAGGCAUCACUCCUCCGUGCGUUCUUUGUCGGAGUGUGGGCAGGAUAGUCCCGUCGCCUCGUUGAAACGGGGGUUGCCUGCUUGGCGUGUCUUCGGGGUGGGCCCAAAAGAUGCUGUAAGUCAUGUCGCUCCUGUAUCGCCGGUAGUUAUGUAGGAUUGGGCAGAACCAUGCGCGGUCGAUGCCAAGUAGAGUCGUGGUCGAGAUUUUUCUCUGUGGUUGUGUGAGCUACUCUGGGUGGUCGCCCGGGGGGGGGCAGUUCGUUUAGUGUAUAUCCCGCAUCGCAACGGGAACAUGUAAGCUGCCGCGUCUGCAGGGGUAGACCGUCGUGUUGGCAGCGCUGCAAAGCAGCAUCAUCAACCAUUUCACAUCGACGAAACACAUGCUGGAGAAGGUC